AUGACCUGGCCAACGCAAUCGGCGUGUCAAACACACGAGCGCGAGGGGCAUAACUACUGUCAUGAUUGCGACAGAACGUUCAUGAACGCCAACAAUUUGAGACAGCAUCUCAACUCCCGUACACACGUGGGUCAAGGCAUGAGUUGCCCUUUCUGCAAAGGGAGCUUUACCACAGCUACCGGCCUCACGCACCACCUCGAGAGGGGAUCAUGUCCGAGAGCGACAAACCUGAACCGUGAUACAAUAUUCAGAGCUCUUCGCAGCAGGGACACUGGUGGCGUCAUUACCAACAACUUGCUCGAGUGGCACGGCGACGGGCAGUACUCGGUCACUGACCGUGCGUACAAUUACAACCGCCGGGCCUGGGAAUGUUAUUUAUGUAAUCGACUUUUCAAUAGCAGCCACGGCCUGAACCAGCACCUGAACUCUGCUGCUCAUCAGUCCAACUUGUACCACUGCCCCAAGCAAAGUUGUGGCAAGCAGUUCAAGAACCUGGCAGCAGUCAUCAAUCAUCUCGAGAGUGAAUCGUGCGGCUACACACGAUUUGCUAAUGUUCAGCAGGUCGUUCCCGGUGUGCUGAGUGGACACAGGAUGAUUGGCUUCUAA
Messenger RNA from Pestalotiopsis fici W106-1, 606 nucleotides. RefSeq lists its product as uncharacterized. NCBI's taxonomy places the organism in Eukaryota, Fungi, Ascomycota, Sordariomycetes, Amphisphaeriales, Sporocadaceae. Gene Ontology annotation, biological process: regulation of transcription by RNA polymerase II. Bases 1 to 606 code for a protein of 201 amino acids. Gene Ontology annotation, molecular function: DNA-binding transcription factor activity, RNA polymerase II-specific; RNA polymerase II transcription regulatory region sequence-specific DNA binding. The transcript has 3 exons. The record is from RefSeq and is a predicted model, not a curated record. Gene Ontology annotation, cellular component: nucleus.